Punctularia strigosozonata HHB-11173 SS5 is the source of this 834-nucleotide messenger RNA. RefSeq lists its product as uncharacterized. The coding region runs from base 125 to 703 and encodes 192 amino acids. Lineage: Eukaryota; Fungi; Basidiomycota; Agaricomycetes; Corticiales; Punctulariaceae. The transcript has 5 exons. The record is from RefSeq and is a predicted model, not a curated record.
ACACGCCCCCCAGGACAAGCUGUGUUCCCAAUGUCGACUGUCCUUCCUAGAGGCGGAUGACCGCAUCCUUGUGACAAGCUGCGGUCAAACCCUUCAUUUGACCUGCUUUGAGAUCGUAUGCGAAAUGAAUCAGAGGUGUCCCAGGCGUCAAUGUGGAGAAUCGCUCCCUGCGAAGAAUCGUCUCGAGCCGCUGUUCUCGACGUUCACAAUACGAAGCGGGCUGUCAACGGAACAGCAUGACAUACUCGUACCACGAGAAACUCUUCACCGUGCCGAGGAAUGCGCACAGUGUCGACUUGGAUUCUUGUCGGCGGACAAGAAGGUCGUCCUUACGUCCUGUGGCCAACGUUUUCACCCUACCUGCUUCGAGCUUCUAUGCAACUCCGAAAAGAAAUGCCCUCGCUGCCGACAGCGCUUAUCAAGAGAUAUCCUCGCCCGAGUUGCUGUCAUGACCGCCGGCGUAAGCAUCGUCGGAGGUGCGCUCCUUGCCCCGGUAUUGGCGCCAGCCGCGGUGGGUAUGGCGCGCGUCAGUGCCGCCGGUUCUGUCGCUGGGUCGUUGGCGGGCGGCAUCCAAUCCGGUUUGCAAAACGUCGCAUCGGGUUCCCUCCUCGCGACCUGUCAGAGAAUCGCCACAGGUGGGGCUUUGCCUGCCGCAUGGACGGCGGUGAGCGGGAAGCUACUGGGAGGCAGGGCUGUGUUGUGAUCAGAGAGAGAAGGUAGCAGGGAAGGUAGGACGAAGAAGUCCUUACCGUCCGAUAUCGAAGGUCUGAUAGACGUGUAGACGUUCAUCGCCUGCUUCCUUGUACCUUCCAAGAUAGCAACCGGUUAUCAACG